AUGCGACUGGCGGUCAAGAGUCCGCUCAGACGCCGCCGUCCCGGCUUUGUGAGCCUCCAGCUCGGAAUGGGUCCAUCACGAAUUCAAGCUGGAGACAAGACUACAUACUUUGAACCUCACUUUGACCCGCUUUCCCGAGCGGCGUGCCCACUAUGCACACCCAGGCAGACGGUUCACGGCUCUUGGAACUACGCAAUUCUCUUGGCCGCCAAACUGCUCGCCCGAGGGAGCCCCGACCGUCCACUUAUCCGCGGGGCAGAUCUCGACGCCCAUCUCCACGUCGCCUUUGCGCCCGCUCGGUUCUUCAUUCGAGCGAUGGGGGUGAUGGCUUUUAUGACAUGGUCGAUGCUCUUGGGGAGAUUCUUGUCAUUUCGAGGCCAUCCCGCCGGGGACGCCAACGGCACGGGGUUUGCGCCUCCAGAGGUCGUCCCCUUUCUCGGACCAUCAAGACCAAGCCAGUUCCAGAGAGCCUCCACCCAUAACUCAAGAUACGUCGGUUGCCUUCUGGAACCACUGACUACCUUCAAGCUCCAAGCCAUCCGGCCGUCCUACGGUGACCCAUUCGAGAUUGGUGGAGGAGCUCCAUCGGCCAGCGACGGAGGACGAAUAUUCUACAUUCGGGAGAAGCACAUCCACGAAGUUCGGCCACAGAGCAGCUGGCAGAUGGAUUGCGACGAAAUGUUCCGCCCAAGCGCUCAUUGGCGCUCGCUGCCGCCGGCAUCGUUCCUCGAAGGCGUGGCGCCGUCGAAUGGAGCUCAAGCGAUCGGAAUGUCCCAUGCUCGCGCACGCGUCGGCGUAUCACUAAGACAGACGGACUCCGUGAAGGCGGCUACAAAUCUACCAUACACCAUCAGGAAGCCCGAAAUAGCAAUGAGAUCCUCCGCCCGUCCAAAGUUCAAGGUCAAAUAG
This is a messenger RNA of Colletotrichum lupini, 909 nucleotides long. RefSeq lists its product as uncharacterized. The record is from RefSeq and is a predicted model, not a curated record. The coding region runs from base 1 to 909 and encodes 302 amino acids. The transcript has 4 exons. NCBI's taxonomy places the organism in Eukaryota, Fungi, Ascomycota, Sordariomycetes, Glomerellales, Glomerellaceae.